Molecule: messenger RNA, 3488 nt
Organism: Musca vetustissima
Lineage: Eukaryota; Metazoa; Arthropoda; Insecta; Diptera; Muscidae
Exons: 2
Source: RefSeq, a predicted model, not a curated record
AUGUCGAACAAUUGGAUAACAUUAAUGCUGUUUGGCUUGCUGACAAGCCAAAUUACUGGGGCAUUAAAUAUUGCAAAAGUAACAACAACAACAACAACAGCAACAGAAAAGAGUCAACUUGUGGAGGAUGUAAGACCAGGGGCAACACCUUCUUCGAGUGUGCCUUUGGAUGUUAAGGGAAAGCGAAUUGAAAAUGAUUUGCAUUUUACAACAAUAACCAGUCAUGAUUCGGUAGAAGCCAAGCCGUUUAUCUCCAGCAGCUCUACAGAGGCAUCAAUACCCUCAACACCUUUAGAAAAUCGUUUUGCUGAGACCCAGACCCCCACACUGGCAUCUUCAAAUGCUCCAGCAACAACGAUUGUCAAUGAAAGUGAAAAACCAACAACAACAACAAUAACGUUGGAAAAACUAACACCAACAAUAGACCAGCCAAGCGAGAUUGCUGCCGAACGGAUGGAGGCAACAAACAAAGAAUCUUUGGAAAGUUCGGAUGCUUCUGUUGUGGAUGGUGUAAAAGACCAGCAACAAAUCAUGACAAUGACAGGACAACAAACUAUAAUCAACAACAAGGAGUUACAACAACAAACAGAACAACAACAUGAGUCACAUAAAGAGCAACAGACAUUAACAACGGAAGUGUCUAUGCUAAAGGAAACGGAAGUGCAGCAGCAACAAGUAAACGGAAAUGCACAAACAACGACAGCGAAUACACCGAACAAUGUGAUUACAUUAAAAGCGACAGCAACAGAUAACAAGGGGGAGGUGGAUGAGGAGAGGGUAGAGAAGAAGCCAAAGCAUGAGGAUAUGAAAAAGUUUGUCACAACAAAUAUUCCCUUUACAACAAUUCACGCUGCUGAAGAUGCAACGGAAAUUGCCACAGAUAGCCAGCAAUUUAAAAUCGACACUAGUAUCUCCGGUAAUUUUCAGGCAACUUCGAUUCCGCAGCAACAACAGGGAAUUUUAAAUGGGGAUAUUUCCAGCUCCAGCUCUACAAAUUUAGAUGAGGAGAGUAGGAGGAUUCUUAGCUCCAAUUCUGUAGACUUAGAUGAGAAGAAGAGUGAACCCAGCUCCAACACUACCGAUUUAAAUAAGGAUAGUAGGAGAAGCCCUAGCUCUAGUACUGCAAAUUCAGAUGAGAAGACAGGAAGUCCCACUUCCAAUUGGGAAAUUUUAGAUGAGAAGCAAAGGAGCUCCAAUUUGGAAAUUUUAGAUGUGCAGACCAGUAAUCCCACUUCCACCUCCUCCUCCUCCUCUUCUCCUUCCCCUGGCAUUGAGGAAAAUGAAAAAUUACACAUUUUCGAGGAAGACAGUACCUCCCGGCCUCAGCCUACUCAUACCAGCUCCACCACAUCACAUGCAGAUGAUGAUAUGAAGAGCUCCAGCCCCAUUUCUCCACCCUCAACUGGCAUUGAGGAAUCCGAAAAACUGCACAUUUUCGAGGAGGCCAUUACCUCCCGACCCCUGCCUCCUCAUCCAGAUAACCACGAAUUUGCUACAAAUUCCGAACAACUUGCCCUCAAUGAUUUCAAACCUUUGAUCCAAGAAACCAACAACAAACUUCUAGCAGAGCGAACAAUUUUCACCCCCAAAAAUCUCAAUGAAGAACAAGAAUGGAAACAAAAUCUAAUGCCUAACGAAGUGGAGGAUUUUGAACAUCCAGUGGGGCCGAAACUGAGAAUGGAACCCAAAAAAGUCUAUCAAUCUCCCUAUGAACAUAAUAUCAAUUGGAGUCCUUAUCUGCAUCCUGCCACACCGGUGGCAGUGGAUUUCACUGGCAAGGUUUUACAAGAGGAGGAUGGGGUCAUUACGGAAAUUGAAGAGAAAUUUCGUUUAAAGGAAUUUGCCACCGAUAUCAAUGGGAAACAAGAGGAAAAUGAGGAAACCACAACAGCCAAGGCCGCAGAACCUGUGGCCACACCGACCCACAAACCCUUUGCCACACUUAUGGUAAAUCAUGAAAAAUCGCCACCCAAUACCCAUCGUUCCAGGGAGGUAUCAACUGCAGCUGGGGGUCCUACCCCCAAUGUGGUCAUUAUGAGACCCGUACAAUUUAUUGAGCGCCGCGUUAAGAAAAGUUUCGAUUUUCCCAUGCAUCGCAUUGCCAGUGAUGCCAAUCAUGCCAUGCAACACUUCGAUUUUGCCAAUACGAAAUUUAGCAGUAAUUUAAAUGAACCCAAGCAGCACUUAAAUCCCCCUCUAGCCCAGGAAUUAUCUGCAACCUCUGGAGUGGGAGCAGGAAUUUCACAGGGAGCCCCCGGCCACGACCUAAAUGCCAUGCAUGUGCCACGACAACAACCGGAAUUUUCCACAACGAAAUUCUACAACAGCAAAGAGCUCUACAAUGAAAUGUUGCAACAUAAAAACAAGCAGAUGCAGCAGCAACAACAACAACAAUCUGAGUCACAUUCCCAUCCUGACUCCAUGAACCUGUUAAAAGAAGACGACAUAACUCCUCAGGCUGGUAGGGGUGCCUCAUCCAUGACUUUGAAUAGUUUUGCGGUUUUGCAUUCUCCAAAAAUAGCCAAACUAGAAGAGAUUCAUGAACAGCCACAGAAAAGUUUGGCCAUAAAGAGAGUCACAGUGCAGCAGCACCAGCACAACAAGAGUGACUCGUUGGACACACCUCCCACCACCAUGAGUACGAAUAUAGGCUCCACUACCACCAGAAUUAAUGCUGAAUUACUCACCGCUACCACCACCUCUACAACAACGAAAAAGUUUCACAAAGAAUUGAAAAAAGCCAAAUUGUUGAUAAAAACCAUAAUACCCAACAACAAUAACAACAACAAUGGUGAGGGUGAUGGUUCUCAAAGAACCGAAACUUACAAAUCCUCUACAGUAACACCUGACCAUAAAACUAACACCGACACAGCAGCACAAUCAGCAUCACCCACAACGACAAGUACUCAACUGCUUACAACUAAUCCAACUACUUUGACCAGUUCCAAACCACAGGAAGCAAGAUCAAAUAAUUUAACAUCUUCAGCAUUGCCUUCUGCUGCUGGUGAUGCUGCUUCAUCACAAAUCUUAGCACCAUCCUCAACAUCAGGAAAAUCCUACUCCAGCACUUCUUCAGCACCACCACCCGCAUCAUCAUCCGAUCCGCAAUCCUAUAUGGUACCCUCCUAUGUCUAUCCACCACCCACAUGGAGGCCUACAUCGUCGGUAUCAUCCCAUUCAACAAAUCCCACAAAAUCCGCAACAAAACCAAUUGUACGACCUAGGAUUCUAAGUCGUUUGCAAGAGAAAAUCAAUUCGCUCGAAUGUGAAAUACCCAAUGUACCGCAGGAUUCACAUUUGUGGCGUGGCAACGAAACGCAUGAAUUGCUGCUACCCAUAAUGACACCCGAGAAUUGUAAAACGGACAAAGACUGCACAGCCAUGAUGGUUUCAUGGGAGGGUGAAGCUGAAAUCCAAUCGGGAGAUAUAUUAAUUGUUGAAAUAAACGAUGCCCUCUUAAAUCCAAAGGAGAUAAAUCUAACAACCAG